Messenger RNA from Oppiella nova, 1438 nucleotides. Lineage: Eukaryota; Metazoa; Arthropoda; Arachnida; Sarcoptiformes; Oppiidae. The record is from the annotation of a GenBank genome assembly.
GUUGACUCGCAUUCAAUGUACGACUCAUUCAUACAUUGAUUUGGUUUGCAAUCAAAACAUAAAUAAUAUUCAUUGGUAUCAAUGAAAACAGUCGUGAGUCUCAUUUGAGUAUCAUUUGAGUGUCAUUUGAAUGCAUACGAAGUUUUCAUUGCAAUUCUCGCCCAAAACCACUGUCACUGUCAACCCAUACAACAGUCUAUUGUUUUGAUUAUCCAAACGAAUAGCGAUUGCUAUGAAAAGCGAGUCAUUGGUUGACAAUCAGAGUAUGGAUUCGUGUGAGACAUCCAUUCAAUGCAUACCAUCUGAAGGGACGGACAUUAUGUGUCAAAUGAAUGGCAACUCAUUGGCAGCACAAUCACCACCACUGGAUCCACAAACGGAUGGCACAGUGAAGCCCAUAAGAGUGGAGGCCAACAGUUGGACAAUAGAGAGCCAAACGAUGUCUUCAGCGAACGGUUCCGUAUCCGUUGAACAACAAACUCAAACCGAUCUCAUCGACGACUGUCCGCAACUCAAUGGCAGCCCAACCAUAACCUUGGGAUCCGCCACACAAUCACUCAUUCAGAGCAACACUGCUGUCAAUAACAAUACCAUUAAUGCAAACACUUCUCCAAACAAUAGUUCACUAAAUAAUAACAAUUUAGUUAAUAAUAAAAGUAAUUGUAUUACGAAUACAAUUAGUAGUAAUCAUAGCGUGAGUACGUCGACGACAACCACUCCCACCGCACCCCUUGUGGCCAACAAUGCCAUGGAUUUGCCAAAGACUACCACAAACACCAAUCAGACAAAUACGGCCACCAAUGCCGCUCUCAAUCAACCAAAACGUCUUCACGUCUCUAAUAUUCCCUUUCGCUUCAGAGAUCCCGACUUACGACAACUGUUUGGGCAAUUCGGACCCAUUCUUGACGUCGAGAUUAUAUUCAACGAAAGAGGAUCUAAGGGUUUCGGUUUUGUGACGUUUGCCGCCAGUGGUGACGCGGACAGAGCUCGCGAACAAUUGAAUGGGACGGUAGUAGAGGGCCGUAAGAUUGAGGUGAACAAUGCCACCGCCAGGGUUCAGACAAAGAAACCCACGCCCACUGCCAUCAUCACCAACGUGGCCGCCUUGAGGGGCGUAGCGAUACAAAGAGGCACUCGGGUCGCACGGGCCCAGACACUGGCCGCAGCAUUUGCAAGACACCCAAAUCCACUAACUCAAGCAGCCGCUGCCACCACCUUGCAUGGUUAUGCUGCCACCCCCCUCAUUGCCAGGAGUGCGGUAUAUCAGGACCCGUUCCUAACUUACGCCGCCGCUGCCGGUACUGAUCGCUACCAAUUGCCGGCCAGUUAUGCGGCCAGUGCUGCCUAUACAGCGGCAGCCGCCCGAUCCUAUGCCGCCGCAGCAGCCGCUGCACAGGCCAACCCUGCCGUUGCCUACGCUGGAGUGGCCGGAAACUGA